This is a messenger RNA of Thamnophis elegans (Western terrestrial garter snake), 655 nucleotides long. It is a transcript of the gene PFDN6, whose product is annotated as prefoldin subunit 6. The record is from RefSeq and is a predicted model, not a curated record. Gene Ontology annotation, cellular component: cytoplasm; prefoldin complex. Gene Ontology annotation, biological process: chaperone-mediated protein complex assembly; protein folding. The transcript is spliced from 5 exons. Lineage: Eukaryota; Metazoa; Chordata; Lepidosauria; Squamata; Natricidae. Bases 159 to 560 code for a protein of 133 amino acids. Gene Ontology annotation, molecular function: protein-folding chaperone binding.
GGCCCGGAGUGGCGUCCUCGGCUUCCGGUUUGCUCGAUCUCUCCCCCCCCCUCCCCCUCCCGCGAGGUGAGAGCGGCGUCCGGUAUCCGUGGGGACGAGGCGGUUGGCGGGCGUCGCGCGGUUCCCAGGUGAGAGACAAACCAGAGGAGCCUCGGCACAUGCAAGCUGAGAAAGACACCAUGGGUGAAGCUCUGCAGAAGAAGCUACAGACGGAGCUAGAGAAAUAUCAGCAGCUCCAGAAAGAUAUGAGCAAAUGCAUGACAGCCCGUCAGAAGCUGGAGGCUCAGUUGACGGAGAACCAUGUGGUGAAGGAGGAAUUGGACCUGCUGGACUCCUCUAAUGCCGUCUACAAGCUCAUUGGUCCGGUGUUGGUGAAGCAGGACACAGAGGAAGCCAAAGCAACUGUGGGAAAGAGGCUGGAGUACAUCACAGGGGAGAUCAAACGCUACGAGGCUCAGAUUCAGGAUUUCGAGCGGAAGUCGGAGCAGCAUCGGGAGGCCCUGGGCCGGUUGCAGCAGGAAUUCCAGCGGACCCAGGGCAAGGUGUCCGUCAAGACCUGAAAGGGGAGCAUGGAGGGAGGGGUGGGCCGGCCGGCCCCCAGGCCUGUCAUUUGGGCCAUUUGGAUCCCUUCAAAUAAAAUUCUGUUGGACCUUUU